AAAUAUAAUAAUAAUAAUAAUCUCCAUCUGAUCUAUAAAGUCCAAAACAUGCGCUACUCCAAUAUGAGGUCCUCUACAUUCUGAACCCAACAACCCAUGGCCAUGGCCGCCUCCAUCAUCGACAACAGCCUUUCUCUUGCCAAGGAGAGGACUAACCAAGGUACUUCUUCUUGCAGGGUCUUCCCUCAGGAAAUCCCCACAGAUGUUGUAGUCCAAGUGGGGGAAGCCAAUUUCAAUCUUCACAAGUUCAUGCUUGUUGCCAAGAGCAACUAUAUCAGAAAACUGAUACUAGAAUCGAAAGAUAGCGAUUUAGCAAGAAUCAGCCUCUCUGAUAUCCCCGGAGGGCCGGAGAUCUUCAAGAAAGCAGCCAAGUUCUGCUAUGGCGUCAACUUCGAGAUCACAGUUCACAACGUCGCUGCUCUCCGCUGCGCCGCCGAGUAUCUGCAAAUGGCCGACACGUACUGUAAGGGGAAUCUCGCCGGCCGGACGGAAGAGUUUCUCUCCCAAGUCGCCUUGGCCAGCCUAACUGGAGCGGUUGUUGUCUUGAAGUCAUGCGAAGAUCUCCCCAUGGCUGAGGACCUCAAGAUUGUGCAGAGAUGCGUCGACGUCGUAAGCUAUACGGCUUGUAGCGAGGCGAAUUUUCCUAGCAAAUCGCCUCCGAAUUGGUGGACCGAAGAGCUAACGAUCUUGCAUAUAGCUUUCUUCGAGAAAAUCAUCGCGGCGAUGAAAUCGCGCGGCGCAAAAGCCCUAACCAUGGCGAGCGCGAUAGUGACAUACUCGGAGAGCUCGCUUCGCGAUCUCGUGCGAGACCACUCGGGAAUCGGCAAGAAAUCGUCGGAUUCUGGCGACUCCGACGCCCGAAUAGUCCAGAUACAGCUGCUUGAAUCGAUCGUAUCACUCUUGCCGGCGGACAAGGCGGCGUUCCCCAUCAACUUCCUCUGCUGUCUCCUCCGCUCCGCGAUCUUCCUCAGAGCCUCCAGCAGUUGCAAGAACGAGCUCGAGAAGCGAAUUUUGGUAAUUCUAGAGCAUGUAACCGUUGACGAUCUUCUGGUGUUGUCGUUCACCUAUGACGGCGAGCGGCUGUUCGAUCUGGAGAGCGUGAGGAGGAUUAUCUCGGGGUUUGUGGAGAAGGAGAAGAGCGUAGCGGUGUUCAAUGGUGGCGGAUUUGGAGACGUUUGCUCGCCGGCAAUGCGGAGGGUUGCGAAGACCGUCGAUGCUUACCUAGGCGAGAUCGCCACGUACAGUGAGCUGAGCAUCUCCAGGUUCAACGGAAUGGCGAAUCUCGUGCCCAAAGCAGCCAGGAAAGUCGAGGAUGAUCUUUACAGAGCCAUUGAUAUCUACUUGAAGGCUCAUCCGAAUUUGGACGAGAUCGAGCGCGAGAAGCUGUGCAGCGCCAUGGAUCCGCACAAACUCUCCUACGAAGCCAGGGUUCACGCUUCGCAAAACAAGCGCCUGCCGCUCCAAAUCGUUCUCCACGCCCUCUACUACGACCAGCUCAAACUGAGGGGGGGCGGCGGUGGCGAAGACUGCCACCCGCCGGACGCCGCCAACGCGAGAACUCAGCUUCAAACAGACGUAUCACUGAUCAGAGAGAACGAGGCCCUGCGCAGCGAGGUGUCGAAGAUGAAGAUGUACAUCACGGACUUGCAGAAGGGGACCCCCUCCACCUCGUCGUCCAAGGGCGUGUCCCGGCGGGCGACGUUCUUCUCGUCGAUGUCGAAGACGUUGGGGAAGCUGAAUCCGUUCCGGCAUGGAUCUAAGGACACUUCGAGCAUUGAGGAUGUGGUGGAUAUUUCCAAGCCUCGGAGAAGAAGGUUCUCCAUCUCUUAGAUUGGAUUGCUUGCACUCUGCACUCUUUGAUCUCCCUGUAAUUAAAGGCUGCGUGUGUGUUCUUCUGAUUGCGGUUUGUUUGUUGUUUUAAAUAUUAUUUGCUUUGCUGACACUAUUGUUUUGUGGAAGAAUGGGUUGCUUAAUUGAAAAAUGCUACUUUUACGAAUAA
Diospyros lotus (date-plum) is the source of this 1999-nucleotide messenger RNA. RefSeq names its product root phototropism protein 2-like. The transcript is spliced from 5 exons. Gene Ontology annotation, molecular function: protein binding. Bases 97 to 1830 code for a protein of 577 amino acids. The record is from RefSeq and is a predicted model, not a curated record. NCBI's taxonomy places the organism in Eukaryota, Viridiplantae, Streptophyta, Magnoliopsida, Ericales, Ebenaceae.